Molecule: messenger RNA, 1161 nt
Organism: Truncatella angustata
Lineage: Eukaryota; Fungi; Ascomycota; Sordariomycetes; Amphisphaeriales; Sporocadaceae
Product: starch binding domain-containing protein
Exons: 2
Coding region: 1-1161 (386 amino acids)
Molecular function (GO): starch binding
Source: RefSeq, a predicted model, not a curated record
AUGGUGACUCCCGCUAUUCUCUCGUUGAUCUUCGCCUCUUCGGUUGCUGGCCACGGAUACCUUACUAUUCCGUCCAGUCGUACCCGUCUUGGGUUUGAAUAUGGUACCGACACAUGCCCUGAGUGCACAAUCUUGGAGCCUGUCGCCUCUUGGCCAGACCUCGAUGUCGCCCCUGUCGGCCGCAGUGGGGUUUGCGGUUACAAUGCACGUGUCAGCGUAGACUAUAACACGCCGGGCGCCGCUUGGGGACAGUCGACUGUCGCAACAUACACGCCGGGUCAGGUGGUUGAUGUGCAGUGGUGUGUUGACGCCAACGGUGAUCACGGUGGCAUGUUCAGCUACCGUAUCUGCCAGAACCAAACCAUUGUCGACAAAUUCUUGACCCCCGGUUACAUCCCGACCACCGACGAAAAGCAGGCGGCUCAGGAUUGCUUUGACGACGGGAACCUGGACUGUACCGAUGUUUCAGGUCAGACAUGUGGCUAUAAUCCCGACUGCAGCGCUGGUACAGCUUGUUACCGCAACGACUGGUUCACUUGCAACGCUUUUAACGCUGAUAGCCGUCGUGGCUGUGAAGGUGUCGAUAACGCAGCCCUAGGUUCAUGCAAGACGACCAUUGCUGGCGGAUACACAGUUACAAAGAAGAUUAAGAUCCCGGACUAUAGCUCAGACCACACCCUGUUGCAGUUCAAGUGGAAUUCCUUCCAGACGGGUCAAAUAUAUCUGUCCUGUGCCGACAUUGCUAUCAGUGGCAGCGGCUCGACAAACCCAUCAUCGACCGUGAAGACGUCGACUGUCUCUUCCACGGUCUCUUCUACAGCUACCAAGACCACUUCAUCUGCGACUGCGACAUCUACUGGGACAGUUGCUGUCACAUUCAGUGAGUCUGUGACGACCGCAUACGGGGAUACCAUCAAGCUUGUCGGCUCCAUCUCUCAACUUGGCAGCUGGACCGUUGCCAGUGCGCCUGCGAUGUCUGCUUCCUCGUACACUAGCACGAAUCCAUUAUGGACCUACACUCUAUCACUGCCGGCAGGAACGUCCUUUGAAUACAAGUUCGUCAAGGUCACCAGUUCCGGUACCGUGACAUGGGAGAGCGAUCCCAACCGCUCUUACACCGUCCCAGCAUCUGCUGCGACUGUUAGCACUUCAUGGAGAUAG